This is a messenger RNA of Gossypium arboreum, 507 nucleotides long. RefSeq lists its product as uncharacterized. Lineage: Eukaryota; Viridiplantae; Streptophyta; Magnoliopsida; Malvales; Malvaceae. The transcript is spliced from 4 exons. The coding region runs from base 1 to 507 and encodes 168 amino acids. The record is from RefSeq and is a predicted model, not a curated record.
AUGAAAAGGGCUUCUCGAAAUCGGCAAUAUAACAAUAACUCUGUUGAUGAGGAAGCCAAGGCUAGACUAAAGCAUCAAAGCCUACUCCAGGAGUUCUUGGAAUUGCAAAAGGAAUUUGUUUCAAUGAAGAAGAAAUUGGAGACGGUUAACCAGAUGCGAGGAAGCCUUUUGAAUGAAGUUCGAUUCUUAAGACAGAGGUACAGCUAUUUAUCAAUGGUCAAGUCUCGAGAAUAUGGACUACAAAAAGAUUCUGUUCAAUCACAAAAUUCCUACCUGCAAAACAAGAUGGUCAAGAAUUUUGGUAUCAAUGUAUCUGUUGAGAGGAGACUGAAUUCUCUUCCUGAUUUAGAUCCAAAUGUGAUUCAUGAGGAAGGGAGUGGGAGAAGUCAAGUAGAUGUUCAGGCGGUGUCUAGAAAGGGGAAGAAGUCGCAAAACCGUUUGAUGAAUGGAAAAAGAGUGGGGAAGAAGAAAAUCUCAUGGCAAGAUCAGGUGGCGUUUAAGAUAUAA